Oryctolagus cuniculus (rabbit) is the source of this 6469-nucleotide messenger RNA. NCBI's taxonomy places the organism in Eukaryota, Metazoa, Chordata, Mammalia, Lagomorpha, Leporidae. The record is from RefSeq and is a predicted model, not a curated record.
AGCGGGAGGGGUAGAGGUGCGCGCGGUGCAGGGGGUGCGGGGCACGCGUCCCCAGACGGGAGCAGAGGACAAGGACAGGGAGGAACGCGCUCAGCUCGCGCUCCGAGCCGACGAGGGGGCUCGCGCCGGCCCCGGCGCGCGCGUGGGGAGCGGCCCGGGGGCGCCGUGGGAGCCGGCGGCAGCGAAGAUGCCGGCGCGGAGACGCGGCUGCCGGCUGGGGGUGUGAGCGAGAGGCUGAGCGCUGCCCGCUCGGAGCCUGCGUUCCGCGCCGCCCCCUCCCUGCGGGCCUCGGAGGAAGCCCCCGGCGCCGCGCGGAGGCGCCUCGGCAGCCGGGCUGCGGGGCCCCGGCCCAGCGAGAGGGAGAAGAUGCCCUUCCACCACGUGACCGCCGGCUUGCUGUACAAGGGGAAUUAUCUCAACCGGUCUCUCUCUGCUGGCAGUGACAGCGAGCAGCUGGCCAACAUCUCCGUGGAGGAGCUGGACGAAAUCCGAGAGGCCUUCCGGGUGCUGGACCGAGAUGGAAAUGGCUUCAUUUCCAAGCAGGAGCUGGGCAUGGCCAUGCGCUCUUUGGGGUACAUGCCGAGUGAGGUGGAGCUGGCCAUCAUCAUGCAACGUUUGGACAUGGACGGAGAUGGCCAGGUGGAUUUUGACGAGUUCAUGACAAUUCUUGGCCCCAAACUGGUGUCGUCAGAAGGUCGAGACGGUUUUCUUGGAAACACAAUAGACAGUAUAUUCUGGCAGUUUGACAUGCAGAGGAUAACCCUGGAGGAGCUGAAGCACAUCCUGUACCACGCCUUCCGGGACCACCUGACCAUGAAGGACAUUGAGAACAUCAUUAUCAACGAGGAGGAGAGUCUGAACGAGACCUCGGGGAACUGCCAGACGGAGUUUGAAGGAGUGCACUCCCAGAAGCAGAACAGACAGACCUGCGUGCGGAAGAGCCUCAUCUGCGCCUUCGCCAUGGCCUUCAUCAUCAGCGUCAUGCUGAUCGCGGCCAACCAGAUCCUGCGGAGCGGUAUGGAGUAGCCGCAGCCCCCCGCAGCCCCGCCGCGCCGCCAGCUAGUGCGCAUGUGCAUGCCCCGCGGGCAGUCUCCGCUCCUGCCCACCGCAGACCUGGACCUCACGGAUGGACUCGGACCACGGCUCAGCACGGGACCCAAGGCUGCAGCGCACCCGGGGUUGCCGAUCAACUUCAUCUCCUUGGCAGGGACAUACAAGGGCUGUCUUCAACGCUUUAAUGGUUUUCGUUUCCUAAUGCAAUAAAUAGCCAGGAGUUCCGAGUUUCCGCUUCGACCGCCAGUAGUAACUCCGAAGCAAAACUUUGUUUUCAUCUCGAAAUUCCGGUUGGCCAUCAGGUGGCCCGGUGGCGUAGGAGAGCGAGAGAGAGGCGUGAACACAGUCACCUCCACUCCCCUUUCGUCCAACCCACAGGUCAGCAGAGACCCUUCCCCGACCCAAGGUGGACCCUCGCGUGCAAAAGGCUGACUUUCGGGUCGUGCUAUUUUGGCUUCCUUCCACCACCCCGUGGAGACCACCACACACCUCCCCACCCCCGAGGCAUGAGGGGAAAGCCAUGACAUGGGGUGCGGCCCCCAGCGGUCUGCUGCUGCACCCCCACUGCUUCCGUUCUUACUGCCUUUUACUACAGGACUCCGGCGGGCAGAGUUGGGGCCCUCUCGGUUGGUUCCGUGGCACUUGGCUUUCUGUUCCUAGAGCCCACCCCGCACCAGCAUUCUGGAAUCUUCAGAGAGCCUUCUCCCAGCUUUGCACCUGUUGCUGCCGAGAGAGAGAGAGAGAGAGAGAGAGAGAGAGAGAGAGAGAAGCGUGAUUGUGAGCAUCGCUAUUGACAUCAAGUUCUGGGUCCCUCUCGUGUGACAUCAUUCCUCCCUGAUGGCUGGCUAGUAGCUUGUCCUCCCUCCUGGGCUCAUCCCCGCUUUUUUGGGGGGUGGGGGAGGGAAAAAGGGAAGACAGCCAGGCUCGAGCAAGAGGAGGGACCUUGACCGACAGGGCAGCUGCUCACUCUGCACCCCCAGCCGCCCCGAGCAAUGGACCUGCUCCAGGAUGUCGUGCCUGGCAGCCUCUUUAAGUUAAAAAUCCAUGUACAUACGUGCGUCUUACCUUUGCCUCAUCCUGGAGUUUGCGUUGUUAGUUGGUCUUCCCCAGCGGAAGAUCACACUACUGUGCUUCUCCGAAAAACCUUCCGGCGUUCAAAUUCUGCAUGGAUUCAGUGGGGAAAGACAGGGGGCGCUGGGGAGCUUAAUGAGCUUCGCUACCAUGACACCUGGCUGACUCCCGCCUGCACAUCCUUUGGCGAGGUGAGGGCACUGGCUCCGGCGGUCGGUUUCCAACACCCCCAUCAGCUCUGUCGUUUGCCAACUUUGCCCAGGUGCCCUGUCAGUCACCACUGUUUAAUUCGCACUCGCAUCAGCAGAUUAGCCAGUAAUCUCCGGAUGUGUUAUUUCCCUUUAUACUCAGGUCUUGAUUUUGGUAGUAGAAUUGUCUUGCUCCUAUCUUUUUCUGAUGGCUCCCUAAAGCAUCAUGCCCCCUCCUUUCUUCCAGUAUUGAGGAACCAGGACCUCUCCCCUCCCAAUGCUGUGGAGGCGGUUUGGGGGUACAGUGCGUGUGUGUGUGUUUGUGUGUGUACCUGAACCCCUCCUGGAGCCUACUCACCCCUCCACUUCCCCCCUCCCUGCUUCCUUAGACUUGGAGUGUCCGAGGGGCUUCAGUCUUCUACUUCAACCCAGCCAAUACGAGAGCUGCCCGCCCCAGCCUGGAGACAGCUCUAAAAACUUGCCCACCUUGGUGAGAAUGAAACUACUCAUGAUGAGCACAAGUCACACAGAGGUUUGAGCCAUAGCAAGGGAAGAGUGACACAGGGGCUGAGAAUCUCCCUGUAGACUCACCUGGAACCUGGCACAUCCAGCCCCCCACCCCCACCCCAACACCUGCCUCUCCUGCCACAUGAACUCACACCUGCCCCUGUCUGUCUCUCCCUUCGGCUGACUUACCCAGGUCCCCUCGGGAUGAGAUUUCUAACCCAGAAGAGAUCCAGUGCACAAUGCUAAUCCAUUGGAUGAUUUUGCCCAGCUCAAUUCGCCCUCUUCCUGCUGUAUGUGGUUGGGAGUGAGUGCAUAGCCAGCCUGGCAGGGAAGUGCUUCUCCGCGCUUUGCUGACCUCUGAACCCCUAAGCCACACCCUCCUGGGAGUGGGGGUGGCUGGGGGUGCAGGAUGUUACAUAGACAGAAUAGCAACUCAGGACCCAUUCCCCUGGAUGAGACUGCAAGGCUGCACUGAGCUGGCCGUCCGGACAGAAGUGAGCACUUCUUCAAAGGCUGCCCUCCUCCAAGUUCUUGUACCUCCCACUGGCGCCUGUUGACCCGAAAGGAGGCAGAGGUCAGAGUUCAUGGACACAGAAAUUAGCCAUUGUACCAGGGUGGGGAUUAAAGGGAGUUCUGUAGAGGCACCAGUUCUGUAGCCUGUCCCCUACAAAGUCCUCAGUAUCUUUUCCCAAAAGGGACCACUUUCUCCUCUCCCAGGUCCUGGAAGCAAUGGCGACCCUCCCCAAGAAGAGUGCACCGCUCUGGGUGUGCUAGGGAAGGAAGCCACAGAAUUCUUGCUGAGAGUCUGGAAGCUCAUCUCCCAUGCAGUAAGCUUGCACAAGACACUCAGGGGCCGAGAGACACAGCUUGCGGAGGCAGCCCUGAGCUCAUGGCCUUCCUUGGUCUCUGGGGCUCAGAGCUGGUGCCCGUGACUUGCCCCUGGCUGCUUAGCUUAGACAGUGCAUCUCAGAUCUAUGUAAGAUGACAGGCAACCCUACUCCCAUGACUUCUGCAGGAACUGAGCCGUAGGAGCCCAACCCUGCCUGAGUCUGUCCAGGAAUCCAUGCAGGAGAAUUGCAGAACGGCCCUGCCCUGGAGAACACCUGUUAGUAAGGAUCUCAAAUCAGAACCCACAGUGACCCCCACAAUGCUAAGAGUCCAUGAUCUCCAGGACUUCCUGGAACCCUUCUCUCCCUCGACACCUGAUUGCUCAGCUCUCCAAGAAGGGCUGCCAGCUGUGGCAUGGCCGGGCCAUGGGCAAGCCCAGCCUGACUCAUUCUUACUGCAGGAGUAGAUGCCCUCCGGGGUUGGGGGGCACAUUUUUACUUGGGAGAGAAAAGGCAACAGAGCCUGGCCCCCUUAACUCCCCAGAGAAACUGUCUCUCACCAUCCCAGAUGCAGACAGAGCCCCCCCAUCGGGGACAUUGAGCAGUGGCUCCCAGAACGUGCGUGGGUCCCAUGUGACCAAUCUGUUAAAAAAAAAAAAAGUAUUGCCAUGGCAACCUUUGCAUUCCACCCGGAGUUUGCCAAGGCACACAAAAAUAGGGAAGAUUUUCUUAAGGAACACUCUCAAAGAGCAUACCCGUUCUGAUUGCGCCCUGGCUCCGCCCAUCUGCACCCUGCUGGGGGCGGGAUCACCCUCCAAGAAUCCAGUGGUUUCUCUUCCUUUUUCUCUGUAUUUGAACUUGUGGCUCUGUUGACUCAGGAGAACAGGAGCCACCCGUGAGCUCGAUGGUGCCCUCCUCACCCACACCCUCUACCCGAUAUUCCACAACCCCAGGGCCCCUUCAUCUAGGCACAUAGGCAGAAAUACACUUGAAGGCCGAAAAAGAUUUUCAGGCUGCAAUCUUUAAAAGCAUCUGUUUGCCUGUUGAGAAGCUCACUCUGCCGAGCCAGAAACAUGAACUUAAAUGAACCUGAAUUGACGUGUGGUCUCAGGCAGGCCCCGGUGGUGUUUCUAGAAGUUUCUAGGUGUUUUAUCUGCAGAGAACAAGAUGUGUGCUAGAGUCUUGUUUUCUCUCCAUACUUGGCUCCCUUCUCAAAUUUCGCGUGACAGAUGGUCUGAUGGUGGUGUGGUUAUCCCAGAGAACCUAAUGAAAGAUGGACAGUAAUGACUGUCUCAGCCUCCCUCCCACUGAAUCAUAAAGCAAUCCAUCUCACGACUGGGAGGAGAAGGUCAUCUGUUAUUUCAAAUUCCUCCUACGAGGCUCAAGUCCAGACUCGGGCUAUAAAUCAAAGAGAAUUUUGCAUAUUGUUCUUAACCUGUAGCUAACGACCUGCCUGGGAAGGGACAAAGGCAUAGCUGGAAAAUUAAGUGUGUGACCACCAAGGGCUGGCCUGGCCAUGUGUGGCUCAAAACAUAGUGGGUUCAUUUACUGCACUGAUUAUCGCUCCAAAGACCCCCAUAAUUGUCUAAUUCACCCUGUUCCACUGAGAGGCAGGGAGGGUCUGGAAUCCCCCCUUCCAGAAGAGGCCCCUUUGUCCAUCAUGCUGUGAUGACACGGAGGAAUGGAGGACCAGGCACCUCAGGUCACAGCUUUGUUGGUGGUCUCUUCAGGGCUCCCGAACCUAAAGACCCUGUCUUAGCCAUCCUCCCUCACUACCUGAUCGCUCAGUUCCCCUAGAAAGAAAAAAAAAACUGUCAGAAACAGAAAAGAAGCCAUCUUCAGCAGCUAAGCUGUUCAAGUUAAUUAUUUAUAGUGAUGGGAGAAUAGAGGAGGGUUCAGGCUGCCUCUUAUGGACCCUGUCUCCAUAAUUUAAGUGUCAGAACUGUUUAGCUUCACAUCACACUUGCUUUGACUAAGUCACUCAGGGGACCGUCCUCAGUUCUGUGGCCCUGCAAUAGAUGGCUGGUUUGGAAGAAUAAGGUCAAGUGCACCAACCAGCUAAGCCUCCCUCCUGGUAGCCUGUGCCCACUGCUAAUGCACAUGGCCAUGUUAUCAGCUGUGUUUCUAUUUCACAUUGAUUUGAGAUGCUCUUUAUUUGGUCUCCAGGGACCUAAUAUUAAUGCUCAAAAAGUCUUCAAGGCAACAUUAAUUUGCUUCAAUUGGCUUGAAGGAUACCAUAAGAAACCAUUUUUUUUUCUAAUCUCAAAGAGACAAGUCCUCAAAAUCUGGACAGAAUUAGCCCAGCCCCCUGGUCCUACUCCAACCAUGGGUGAUUUAUCCAUUGAGCAUCCUCCAUGCACAGGGCCUGACUUCCUCUACCUCUUCCCCUCGGGGUGGUGAGUUGACUUUUGAGCCAGUGUUUCCCACACUGUUGGAAGUUAUCGUCCAAGUUUAAAGGAAGCAGACGCUGGAGGAUCCCUGAAGGAUGCUGACACCUGCCAAGCACAGAGUGCCUCUCUUGGUGCCUCAGACCUGUGGAUCCAAGAGGCCAAGGGAGCAGAGCAAGGACUUGGAAGCUUGGGCAUCCUAUCUGUGGGAAGGGCAGGGGCCAGGAUCCUUCCGUCCACUUUGCUUUGAGUGGCUUCUCUCUCUGGUUCAUCAGUUUAGUCAGAGGAAAGGAACAGCAAAGCUCCUCCCUUGUAGCAUUCUGUUUGUGUUUGAUACACAAGCCAGAGUGGACAGCCACUGUUGGAGGGUCACCGUGUCGCCUCCCCACAUUGCAUUCCUGACCCAACGGCUGCUUUUUUUUUUAGCACAAGUCCC